CCUCGCCACCAGCCACGUCCACGUACACGCGCCACGUGGAGCGCCACGAGCGGCACGUGCAGCGGCGGAGCGACAGCCCGGAGAGUGGCGAUUCGCCGCCGCGCCGCGCCGCCUCGCCGCCGCUCUACUCAAAUACGGUGCAGUACCGACCGGAGAGACACGAGCUCUCGCAAACGCUGCUCAGUACGAGACAUGUGAGCUCCACUGAGAGGCGGAGCACGAGUCCACUGCCGCCGAGGGGCCGGGACGAGGUAGACUCGCCGCGGGCUCUGCCAGGCCGGCCGAGGGUGACGCGACGGCUGGUGGAGGAGACGGAGAUCGAUUACGUCCUCCCGAGACGGUCGUCACCGUCGACGGACUCGAGUCCGGACCGACGAGGCACGCCCGGCCGGCUUCCCUCGAGGUCGUAUAACGAUCACCCAGAAAGGGAGACGCCGGAGAGGUUUAUUUCGACCAAAACACAUCGAGUGCCUGGUCGGGAGAGCCCAGAACCGAGAUACACACCAGACAAAUAUACAACGACGAAGACGUACAGAACACGUCCUCGAGACAGUCCAGAGCCUCGGAGUACCUCCGAUACAUACACUUCAACCACGACGAAAACUCAUCGAACGCACCAGUGGGACAGUCCGGACGACCGCUCACCGCCUGAUCGGCACACCACAGUCAAAACAUAUCGGCCAAAGGAGAGGGACAGUCGCGAGCCGACGCCGGACUAUUACACCACGAGUUCUGUGACUCGCGAGUACCACUCGGAAGACCGACACACGCUCGACCGCAGGACGUACCCGGAGACGUUCCCAGAAACCUUCCCUCCCCCGCGGGUACCUCGGUCGGACGAGAGAUCCACCCCAGAACGGAGACCAGACGUGCUGGAGAAGUACACAGCCCCCAAACCAUACCGGCCUGAUGAGCGAGACACUGUGGACCGACGCUCCACGCCGGAGGCCUACACCAGCUCGAUGACUCGGACGUCACGGAGGACUACAGAGGAGCGCACUGGUACCGAGAGACUGACUGUGCCGGGAAAGACGACCCAACGGCGUUCGCCAUCGCCGCGUUCUGAGCCGCUGCGGCGGGUUGACCGGCCAGAACCGGAGGCACCCAUCAAGAAAACUUCCAAAGUUGUGCGAAAUGGGGUCGCUCGACCUGCCGAUGAUCCAAAUGCGCUGCUGGAUGAUCAAAUCCAGAACGUAACAGAGCGCUACUUCGCUCCCGGUGAGGCACUGCCUAGGAGCGACCAGCUCCUGCGGCGUAGCUCGCCUCCUCCCUCGCCCCCUGAUGCCUCUCAGGCGCUGGACGUGCGUCGGCCACCGCCUGGGGGUAACUACGACGACCUCAAACAGCUGUUUGAGCGCUGCCCGAGCGCCGUGCGCCGGGAGUCCACCGAACCCGAGCCGGGUCUGCGGCUCGUGCGCGAGACAAAACGGCUCGAGGACGGCCGAGAGGUGACCCGAGAGGUGGAGGAGUACACGGACGAGAGGCGGCACUCGCACUCGCGCGUCGAGCGCUACAGGAUCUCACAGCCCGGCUACGAGGCCACUAGCUUCCACUCGCUGAAACGGACAAUCGUCAAAGAUCACCAGGUGAUUCGUGCCGCUGAUUACGACGAGAAGAGGAAGGCGAUUGACCAGGUCACCAGCAACACGCUCAACUUCAACCAGAUGAACCUGGACGAAUGGAACGUGCGAGAUCGCUCCAGAAGCCAUUCCUCGUUCGAGUACGACUACGACCCGGCUGCGCACAUCAAGCACAUCAUCAAAUCAGCUCGGCCUGACUUCGACCCAUCAUCAGCCGAGAAGAUCCACGUGCCACGGGCAGACAGGGACAAGAGCGGAACUCUGGACCGCUCUGGGACGCUGGAUCGGUCUGGGACGCUGGACAGAUCCACUCUGGAUAGAUCCACGCUCGACAGAUCCACACUGGAUCGCUCAACCCAUGACCGCUCCACGUAUGACCGUUCUACUAUCGAUCGGUCCACCACUGACCGUUCUACCAUUGACCGUUCUACUAUUGAUCGCUCUACCAAUGAUCGGUCUACAAUCGACCGGUCCACCAUCGAGAGGACGGAGAAGUUUGAGCGCCACUCGGACUCCAUUAGGGGACACUCGGAGUCGCUCCGAGGACUCGAGGAACAGGUGAUGCAGUCGUCGUCGCGUCUUCUGCAGUCAGCUGUCCACUCUGACGUCACCACCACCCACGGUGACGUCACGGUGCGCGGAGCCGGUCUGCGCACAGUGCCCGUGUCGCGGCCCGCCGAGUUCUUUAUUACGGGCCCACCCGGUACUGCUAAACACGACAUCAGGGUCACAAUCAGAGAUCCGUCAGACCGACGCGUACCGUGCACUGUUACAAAGUCUGGAGACGAGUUUGCCGUGAAAUAUCUGCCACAGACGGUGGGUGACCACGAGGUGGACAUUGAGCUGCGCGGUGACCCGGUGCCCGGCUCUCCAUUGGUCAGCAGUGUCUACGACACGUCCCAGAUCAGCGUGGCCACCAUCCCCGACGGCACCGUCGGCAGGCCCGUCCAGUUCGAGAUUGACGGCUCCCGCGCCGGCGCCGGAAACCUGGAGAUCCUGGUGAACGGCGGCCACGUGACCUCUUACGUCAAGGACCUGGGCCAGCAGCGGUUCAUGGCCUCGUUCGUGCCGCACUAUGCCAUGAAACACGUGAUCGAGAUGAAAUUCAACGACGAGGACGUGCCAGGCUCGCCGUGGGAGGUGGACGUGGGCGCGAUGGACGCGUCCGGAGGUCUACAGGUGAUGGGGGAGCACCUCAAACACUUCCCCGCCAACAAGCCGGCCUCGAUUGACAUCGCGGCGCCGGGCAGGAGCAAGGCCGACCUCUCUGUCGAUGUUGUCGGUCCGUCCAAACGGACGGUUCCGUUCACACUGACAGAGAAGGGCAGCGGAAUCUUCAAGUGUCAGUUCAACGCCUCAGAAGUGGGCAGCCAUGUCAUCAAUGUCAACGUUGACGGACAACCGAUACCCGGCAGCCCGUUUGUAUCGAAGGCAUACAACGCGGGACUGAUUCGGGUGUCGGACGUUCCUACCGGAGUGGUAGGCCAGACCUGCCAGUUCAGAGUGGAUGCCAGCCAGGCCGGCGAGGGCCAGCUGGAGAUCUCCAUCAACGAGGGCGAGGUGCCCAACCACGUGCAGGUGCUGGGCGGCGGCCGGUGCCUGGUCACAUUCACACCAGAGAUGCCCAAGACACACACCAUCGACAUCAAGUUCAACGGCGAGCCGGUGCCCGGCUGUCCGUUCGUGUGUCGCGUGCAGGGCAGCUCGCGGGUCACGGUGAACCUGCGGCACCUGGAGCUGCUGCCGGUGCGCCAGCCGGCCAGCUUCCUCAUCCAUAUCGACGGAGGAGGGAACGCCGAGCUGGCGGUGUCGGUGCGAGGCCCGGCGCACUCGACACUGCCCGUCAAGGUGACGGGUAAUGUGCGCAGUGGCUUCACGGCAGAGUUCACCCCGCUGGAGGUGGGCGCCCACACGGUGCUGGUCGAGUAUAACGGCGCGCCCGUCAGCGGUACACCGUUCACCUGCAAGGUGUACGACACGGGACGCGUCACCGUCACCAGCAUGCCCAAGGGCGCCAUCGGCAAGAGCCUCCAGUUCACAGUGGAUGCUAGCGAGGCCGGGGAGGGUAACCUGGAGAUAUCGAUCAGCGCAGGAGGGCGCAACAUCCCCACCCAGGUGCACCCGCAGGGCUCGGCACGAUUCGGCGUCAGUUUCGUGCCGCUCGAGCCCGUCGAUCACAACAUCAGCAUCUCCUUCAACAAGGAGCCCAUCCCCGGCUCUCCGUUCGUAGCACACGUACAGUCCGAUCCGAACCACAUCGUGGUCAAAGGCGCGUCUCUCGCCUCGACUGCCGUUGGCAAGUCGUCCUAUUUCACGCUGAGCAACGUCUCUGGAAACGUCGAAGAGGUCGAGGUCAACGUCGAUGGCCCCAAUGGGCCGCCGGUGCCGACGCAAAUCAAAGACAACGGCGACGGCAGCCUGACGGUGGAAUUCAGUCCGCGGCUGGCCGGCGAGCACCGCAUCCAUGUGGCGUUCGGAGGCACGCCCAUCCCGGGCAGCCCGUUCGCCUGCAAGGUCUAUGACGUCACCGCCAUCAAGGUCAAGGAGGUCACCAAGGGCGUCGUCGGCCGGCCCGUCACGUUCAUCGUGGAGACGAUGAACGCCGGUCCGGGUAACCUCGAGGUGACGGUCAACAACGGUCAGGUGCCGACCUCUGCGCAGUCGCAGGGGCAGCACAAGUACGCCAUCUCCUUCACACCCAAGGAGGCCAAACUCCAUCAGGUCGAACUCAAGUUCAACGGUGAAAAUGUGCCUGGCUCUCCAUUCAGCUGCGCGGUGAUGGACGCCUCCCAGGUGUCCGUCUCCGGUGCCGGAGUCGGAAAGGUGCCCGUCGGACGGCAGACCUGCUUCAACAUCGACACACAGGGCACACAUGAGCUGUCUGACCUAUCAGUGACGAUUCUCUCGCCCCUCCGCCGACCCGUUUCGGCCGAGGUCUGGAGUGUCGAUGACAACAGGGCCAUGGUCGAAUACACGCCCACCGAAGUUGGUGACCACAGCGUUGAGGUGCGACUGGGAGGCAUGCUUAUCCCAGGAGCUCCGUUCGUCGUCAAAGCCUAUGACGUCAACAAGGUCAAGGUCACCGACGUACAAAAUGGCGUCGUCGGGAAGCCGGUCUACUUCUGCAUUGACGCCAGCCAGGCCGGAGCCGGGAAUCUGGAGAUCAUCGUAUCCGUGCACGGUCGAAACGUACCCAACUACGUACAGUCGGAGGGUAACGCCCGGUUCCGGGUCAACUUCAAACCGCAAGAGUCGGCCAACCACAUCCUCAGCGUCCGCUUCAACGGCGAGCCGGUGCCAGGCUCUCCGUUCACCUGCAAGAUCACCGACUCGUCUCAGGUGGUAGUUUCCGGCCAGUCACUAAAGAUGUCGCCGCUGUCGCGUCCAGCCGUGUUCACCGUGGACCCGCGCGGCGUCACCGUCACAGAGUGUGUCGUCACAGUGACGUCACCGUCGGGUCAGUCGGUGCCGGUGCGCGUGCAGCAGGGCGCCAGCGGCCGGUACAGCGCCGAGUUCCAGCCGACGGAGGUGGGGCCGCACACGGUCAGCGUGGUGAUGGACGGAGAGCCGGUGGGUGGCUCACCGUUCACCUGUAACAUCUACGACGUCGGGAGAGUGGUGGUCACCGGUCUGGAAAACACCAAGGUGGGACGUCCCGUCACAUUUACCGUGGACGCAUCCCAUGCCGGAGAGGGCACCCUCGAGCUGGUGGUGACCACUGGCAAAGCUACAGUGAGAGCCGAGGUGGCCGCCCGCAGCCGAGGCCUGUAUGACGUCACAUUCGUGGCCCAGGAGGCCAUCCCGCACUUUGUCAACGUCACCUUCAACGAGGAGGAUGUGCCGGGGAGUCCGUUCAAGUGCGACGUCCGUGAGCUGGACGCCCGCGAGAUGCGCCAUAUUCAGCGGAAGGAGAGUAAGAUGGUGACGGCCCGAGGGGACGGCCUCAAACAGGUGGUCAGCGGCAGCUGGGCCACCUUCGACGUCGACGCCAAGGGCAUGGAGGGCGAGGUCGAGGUCAAAAUCAUCGGUCCACACGGCAGCGAGGUGCCGUCUCGUCUGACCCGUCUCAAGUCGGGUCUGUACCGUGCCGAGUACCGGGCCGCCGAGGUGGGUGGCUACACCGUGUCCGUCUACCACGGCGGUCAGACCAUCAGCAAGCAGCCGUUCGUGGUGGAGGUGGCCGACCCGAACCGGGUGCGGCUGAGGCCCGGCGAGCAGCCCGCCGUCGGCAGGGAGGCCGUCCUCAAAGUGGACGCGUCCCAGGCGGGUCGCGGCACCCUGUCGGUAUCGGUGCGUGCCGCAGGUCAGGAGGUCAAACACUCGAUCCGUGACAUCGGCUCGGGUCAGUACGAGGUCAUCUUCACGCCAAAGGUGGCCAUUCCACACAAGGUCGAUGUCAAGUACAACAGCGUGCCCGUCACCGGCUGUCCGGUCGAGAUGGACGUCCGGAACCCGGCGCAAGGCAAAUCCAUCACGGCCUCGGGCCUGGGUCUGCACCAGUCGCGCGCCAACAAGCCCACCUCGUUUGUACUGGAGACGCUCGGCCACGCCGGCAAGGAGUUUGAUGUGGUGGUCACCUCGCCCACCGGAUCGGCGGUGCCCGUCAAGUGCUACCAGCAGAAGGACGGAAACAUGUUGGUCGAGUUCGUCCCCGGAGUGGCUGGUCCGUACACAGUGGAGGUACUGCACGACAUGAAGGCCAUCCGUGGCUCUCCCUUCACCUGCCAGACCUACGACGCCUCCAAGGUAGUCAUUGACGAGCUCAAGAUCAAACAGUUCAGCAUCAACGAGAAAAUCGCCGUCAAUCUGAGUCGCCAGAACGCCGGUCUUGCCGAGCUCGACGUGACGGUGACGUCGCCUCUGGGGAAGAACCUGCCGAUCGACGUGACGGCCACCAACGAGGACGGCGAGGUGAUCGAAUUCCUGCCGACCGUGCCGGGACGCUACAAACUGGCCAUCACAUACGGCGGCGAGGAGGUGCCAGGCUCUCCACUGACGUUUGUCGUCGAGGAGGAGGGCAUGGCACGUGCCACUGGAGACGGUCUGACGGCUGGACAGCUCGGUCAGCCGGUCACAUUCAAACUGGAUGCAGUCGGACUUAUGGGAGAACCGCAGGUCCAGGUGGACGGCCCGGACAGCGUGGCCAAGACUAGUGUCGAGGAGGAGUCGCCCGGUCGAUACCUGGUCACCUACACGCCGCGAGAAGUCGGCCUGUUUGACGUGCGCGUCCUCUGGAACGGCAGGGAGGUGCCUGGAUCGCCAUUCCACCCCAAGAUCGUCGACCCCAGAAAGGUGCGGGUGAUCGGUGGAUGGGAGAGCCAGCAGGACCGCGAGGGACGACUGGAGCUCUCCGUUGCCGAGGAGAAGAAACUCGUGUUCGAUGUGGCAGAGGCAGGACCCGGGAAGCUGCGUGGCGAGGUGCGCAGCGGCAGUAACGCCACUAUCCCGUGCCGCGUGGACCACCCGUCGGCGUCCCGCUCCAGGGUGUCGUUUGUACCACAGGAGGCCGGAGAGCACCUGCUGUACCUCUACUGGAACGACCUGCCGCUGCCCGGUUCACCCUUCCUCGCGUUCGGGGACACGAUGAGCUCGUCGUCUGACAGUUCGCGGGUGGUUCUGCGCGGCCACGGCCUGGCCAGCGCCCGCUGUGGCGAGGAGGCCGAGUUCACCAUCGACGGGUCGCAGGCCGGACCAGGCUCUCCCGAGGUGACAAUGAGCGGUGUGAAAGCCGACAUUAACGUUCACCUGCACCCGAGCGGUAACAACGUGUAUCGAGCCGCAUACACCCCGUCCGUGGCCGGAGCCUACCUGCUGAACGUCGCCUGGUCCGGCAGGCAGAUCAAGGGCUGUCCUCUGAAGGUGACGGUGGCGGCCGUGGCAGACGCCAGCCGAGUCGUCUGCAAGGGAGACGGUCUGCGGGGCGGCGUGGUCGGUCACGAGAUCAAAUCCUUCAUCGACACGCGCCGCGCCGGUCCCGGCGAGCUGUCCGCUCACUGCGUCGGUCCGCAUAAGACGGCCUUCUCGGAGCUGUACGACCACCAGGACGGCACGUUCAGCCUCAACGUGAAGCCACAGGAGCCGGGACGUCACCAACUCAUCAUCAAAUACGGCGGAGAGCACGUGCCGGGCAGUCCGUUCUCGCUGCGGAUCGCCGGCCCGCCGGACGCCAGUAAAGUGCGAGUGUACGGACCCGGUGUCGAGCCGGGUGUCCUGUCUCUGUACCAGUCGCGGUUCAUGUGUGACACGCGGGGAGCCGGCGCCGGCCAGCUGACCGUCCGCAUCCGGGGACCGAAAGCGGCGUUCCGUGUGGAGAUGCAGCGUGAGUCGCAAAAGGACCGCAUCAUCCUCUGCAAGUACGACCCCACCGAGCCGGGCGACUACAGGAUAGAGGUCAAGUGGUCGGGUGACAACGUGCCCGGCAGCCCCUUCAACGUGGCCAUCUUCGACACACAGGAGGAGCUCAACCGAUACGUGCACUCUGGGUACUCGCCUGGUUCCAACAAGCUCGGCAUGGGCUCCGAGUUCUACGGCUCCAUCUACGGCGGCUACGGCGGCCAGAUGUCGUGGAGAGGCUCCCAGGUCCAGCUCUAACUGCCAGCACCAUCUGCCGAACAAAUACGGUACUUCAACAUCCGCCGCCGGCCAGAAGGUGGCUCGGUGGUCUGUGUCUAGCGCGAGCGGUAAUGCCGAUAGCUAGCCCAUGUCCCGUUUAUCGAAGCGAAUACCGAGGAUAUAUAUUUUGUCGUUCGUGAUGCGGGAGGUGGCGAGCGUGUGUUGUGGAUUUGACUCAGUAUAUUCCAUCCAGCCCAUCGUCUCCUCUCUUCACUGUUAUAUUUACCGGCGAGGCCGCAAGAUUGAGCGCCACAUUAUUGUGCAUGCCAGCGAGUGUGUUGUGUGCGUAACUUAAUAUGCAGCUGUAUGGGAUUGAACAUAUGGGAAAGGAUGGGAGGUCAGCGGACAUGAAGAGUAUGCGAACAUAGAGAGGGGAUGGCAGGGUCGGGCCCGGAGUGGGGGACUGAGGGCGACCCUCGUAAAGUGUGAGCCAAUUCUGACUAAUGUUUGUUGCAAUGUUUCGUGAUGCGGCCGUGCGUGGUCCGGUCCGGUGGUUGUCGGUCCCCCUCGCUCGCCGGGGUGGGGCGCCGGUGUUGACGUGUGCUAAUUAAGGAGAGCAGAGUUGUUCAGCCGGUGACAACUAACUGAAGCUUUGCGCUAAUACGAUCGUGUAACAAAUACAGAACAACUGCUUA
This is a messenger RNA of Amphibalanus amphitrite, 8827 nucleotides long. Its product is annotated as filamin-C-like. The transcript is spliced from 40 exons. The coding region runs from base 963 to 8171 and encodes 2402 amino acids. Lineage: Eukaryota; Metazoa; Arthropoda; Thecostraca; Balanomorpha; Balanidae. Gene Ontology annotation, molecular function: actin filament binding. Gene Ontology annotation, biological process: actin cytoskeleton organization. The record is from RefSeq and is a predicted model, not a curated record.